AUGGCCGCAACCUACACUGCCGAAAAGGUCUCCACCAAUUCCUCUGAUCCAGAGAUCCAGAAGGCUACCGCUUCACAUGCCAUCGCCCUCGACGAGAGGCGUCGUGCUGCUUUGGCAGAGGUCGAUAACGCCCCCUUCUCCUGGUUUCACGUCAGGGUGUCGCUCGUCGCCGGCGUAGGUUUCUUCACCGAUGCCUACGACAUCUUCGCUAUCAACAUCGCCUCCACCAUGUUGGGCUACGUCUACGGCAAGGGCCAGGUCCUCAACACCAACCAGUCCCUAGGCGUCAAGGUAGCCACUCCAAUCGGUAACCUCUUCGGUCAGCUCUUCUUCGGUUGGAUGGCUGAUCUCGUCGGUCGUAAGCGCAUGUACGGUAUCGAGCUCAUGUUGAUUAUCGUCGCGACGUUCGGUCAGGCCGUUGCUGGUCAGGCUCACGCCGCAAAUAUUAUCGCGGUCAUCAUCACCUGGCGUUUCGUCAUGGGCGUCGGAAUUGGCGGUGACUACCCCUUGUCCGCCGUCAUUUCGUCCGAGUUUGCCUCGGCACGCACCCGUGGGCGUCUCAUGACCGCCGUUUUCGCCAACCAGGGUUGGGGCCAGUUCGCCGGCGCGCUCGUCGCCUUCAUCAUCGUCUCCGCAUACAAGCACCGCCUCCUCCACGAUAACCCCGCGGUCCUCGCCUCGGUCGACCAAAUGUGGCGCCUCCUCAUCGGUCUCGGCUGCGUCCCCGGCGCGAUCGCCCUCUAUUUCCGUCUUACUAUUCCCGAAACCCCGCGUUUCACCAUGGAUGUCGAGCGCAACGUGAAGCAGGCCGCCCAGGACGUCGACAACUUCCUCACCAGCGGCUCGUACUACGUCGACCCCGACGCGAUCGUGCAGCGCGUCAAGGCGCCCCGGGCGACAAGGCGCGACUUCAUCCAGUACUUCUCCAGGUGGGAGAACAUGAAGCAGCUCAUCGGCACGUCCUACUCGUGGUUCGCGCUCGACAUCGCCUUCUACGGUCUCGGUCUCAACUCUGCCAUCGUCCUCCAGGCGAUCGGCUUUGGCUCGCCGAGCAAGAGCCUCACCGGCACGGCGAAGGUGUACACGAACCUGCGGAACAUCUGCGUCGGGAACAUCAUCCUGUCCGUCGGGGGGCUGAUCCCGGGAUACUGGGCGUCCUUCCUCGUGAUCGACAGCUGGGGCCGCAAGCCGCUGCAGCUGAUGGGCUUCACCAUGCUCACGAUCCUGUUCAUCAUCAUGGGCUUCGGGUACGAGAAGAUGAACUCGACGGGCCCGGGCUCGAAGGCGUUCGUGUUCCUGUACUGCCUCGCGAACUUCUUCCAGAACUUUGGGCCGAACACGACGACGUUCAUCGUCCCCGGCGAGGCGUUCCCGACGCGGUACCGCUCCACCGGCGCGGGUAUCGCCGCGGCGUCGGGCAAGCUCGGCGCGGUCGUCUCGCAGGUGGGCUUUGCGCGGAUGAUCAACAUUGGCGGUACGAAUAUGUUUGUGAAGCACCUGCUGGAGAUUCUCGCGUUCUUCAUGCUGACGGGCGCGUUCUCGACGCUGCUGAUCACGGAGACGAAGCAGCUGACGCUGGAGGAGAUCUCGAACGAGAAGCAGGAGGGCUUCAUCGAGGGCGUCGCGGAGGCGGUGCCCCCCGUGUAG
Molecule: messenger RNA, 1647 nt
Organism: Sparassis crispa
Lineage: Eukaryota; Fungi; Basidiomycota; Agaricomycetes; Polyporales; Sparassidaceae
Product: Inorganic phosphate transporter PHO84
Exons: 8
Coding region: 1-1647 (548 amino acids)
Biological process (GO): transmembrane transport
Cellular component (GO): membrane
Molecular function (GO): transmembrane transporter activity
Source: RefSeq, a predicted model, not a curated record